AUGGACGCCACCGUGGUACAGACCCUGAUCGCCAUCGUCGUGCUUUUGCUGAUCUCGAGGGCCCUGUGGUAUCUGGUGUGGAGGCCGUACUCCGUCACUCGGCGGUUUGAGCAGCAGGGGAUACGAGGGCCACCUUACAAACUCGUCGUUGGGUCCUUGUGGGAUAUCAAACAGAUGUUGGUUGCCCGGAGAGCAAAGGGGGCUCUGGAUAUCGGUAACCACGACUACACCUCCCGUGUCAGUCCCUUCUUUCACAAAUGGACCUCCGAUUACGGGAAAACAUUUCUGUAUUGGUUGGGGCCAAUACCGGCAAUAUGUUCUACUGAUACAGAGCUAGUCAAGCAAGUGCUGGAUGACAGGACAAACUUGUUCCAAAAGGACUACCUAAAUCCGAGCAUGGAAAUGAUCUUCGGCAAAGGACUGCUAACCACGAACGGUGAUGAAUGGAAGCGGCAUCGUAGAAUCGUAUACCCGAUUUUUAGCCAGGAGAAACUCAAGUCGGUGUCAGCUAUGACAUCAGAAGACACCCAAAAGAUGAUUGAGCAAUGGUGCACCCAAAUAGAAGAGAUGAAUGACCACCAAGCCGAGAUAGACAUGAGGUGCUACUCUGACAAUUUGACUUUAGCCGUCAUUGAACGGGUGAUCUUCGGCGAGAACUGUAAAGAAGCUCGGGAGGUGUUCAUCGCUGGCAAGGAGGGCCAGAAGCUCGCGGUAUAUGCGUUUGCGGAUCCUCCAAUACCUGGUUUUAGAUACCUUCCGACUCGCCGUAACUUCCAAUUAUGGAAAAUCAACAAGUUGGCAACAAGGAAGAUAACACAUCUCAUAAAGACACGGUUUGUUAGAGGUGUCUCCGGAGACGACCUACUCCGGCUGAUGUUGGAGGCCUACAUGUCCAAAGAAGUCGAGCCACUGAGCACUGAGGAGAUGGUCGGUGAGUGCAAGACCUUGUUCGCUGCAGGGCAGGACACAGGUGCCAGCCUCCUCACCUGGGGGAUGUUCCUGCUUAGCAACUAUCCAGAAUGGCAAGAGAAGAUCAGGGAGGAGGUGCUACGAGAAUGUCAGGAUGACAGCGAGGCCCCGAGCAUCGACGUCCUCGGUAAACUGAAGCUACUUAACAUGUUCCUCCUCGAGACGCUGAGGCUCUAUAGCCCUGUGCCGUUCCUGAUGAGGAAGACCGCCUAUGACACCACAUUAGCAAACAUCAAAGUGCCAAAAGGAACCAUGAUAACAAUUCCGGUCAUGAUGUUGCACCGGUGCAAGGAAAUCUGGGGCCUCGACGUGGACGAGUUCAACCCCAUGAGGUUUGAGAAAGGCAUCUCGAGGGCUGCUAAGAACAUGCACACGUUGUGGGCCUUCUCAUACGGGCCACGCGGGUGCCCUGGGAGGAGUUAUGCCAUGGUCCAGGUGCAGACUGUGAUGGCUAUGGUCCUGAGAAGGUUCUCCUUCUCCCUCUCUUCUCGGUAUGUUCACAUGCCCAUGUACUACAUCACACUGGUGCCUAGGUAUGGGCUUCCCCUGAUAGUGCAGAACCUGGUGGAUGAUGAAACAAAUGACAUGUAA
Triticum turgidum subsp. durum (durum wheat) is the source of this 1560-nucleotide messenger RNA. Lineage: Eukaryota; Viridiplantae; Streptophyta; Magnoliopsida; Poales; Poaceae. The record is from the annotation of a GenBank genome assembly.